UUUUUAAUCCGAAAUAUUGAUUUUGUAAAUUUAAAGCCAUAUUUCAACAAAGAUGAGCCAUAUCUUUUAGAAGAAACUUUAAUAUCGAAAAAUCCGUUCGAGCUGUUUGAUGCGUGGUUUAAAAACGCUGCAGCAGGAGAGAAUUUAACGUUUGAAGAAGUUAAUGCUCGUUUUUUACUUUCUAAUUCCUCACUUUGUUUUAUGGGAUUCUGCUUUUAUACACAUUAUAACAGUGCAAAAGGAAUGGAAAUCGAUGCUAACCCCUGUGCUUGUAUGCUCUUUUACUGGCCUCAUGUCAAUAGACAAAUUCGUAUUGAAGGAAAAAUACAAAAACUACCAAUUGAGGCAGCGGAUGUAUACUGGUAUCGACGGCCAUUGAAAAGUCGUAUCGGCUCAAAACUAAGUGAACAAAGCAAAGUUAUUCCAGGAAGACAGUAUCUGGAGGAAAGAAAGAAGGAACUUGAGAGGUUAGCUACUGAAAAAGGAGAAGCAUCGAUUACUAGACCGGAAGAUUGGGGUGGCUAUCGAUUAUGUCCAAAUUACUUCGAAUUUUGGCAAGGUCAGUCAGACCGAAUACAUGAUCGGAUUGUUUUUGAUAAGAAUAAUAGCGAAGAUAGUUGGUUGAUAAAGCGUCUUUCUCCAUGA
This is a messenger RNA of Thelazia callipaeda (thelaziosis nematode), 645 nucleotides long. Lineage: Eukaryota; Metazoa; Nematoda; Chromadorea; Rhabditida; Thelaziidae. The record is from the annotation of a GenBank genome assembly.